Messenger RNA from Haemonchus placei, 897 nucleotides. The record is from the annotation of a GenBank genome assembly. NCBI's taxonomy places the organism in Eukaryota, Metazoa, Nematoda, Chromadorea, Rhabditida, Trichostrongylidae.
CAUCGUGAAGACAUCGCUUGUUUGUUACUGUACGUGUCGAUCAUUUUCUUAUGCCACUUCAUCGCUAAUUUGAAUGAUGAUAAGGAAGACAUAUUGUCGCCGUUCGUAUUCAAGUACCGAACAUCGCGUGAUGGAUACCAACCCCAUUUAUUCUCGUUUUCGAAGAGAUAAACACAAAUGUGAGAAUCCCUUCUAUGUGCUGAUGUGCGGCACUCAGUAACAAGUUCGCUUGGCAAACCGCCGUCUACCCGUGCAUCUACAGGAUCUAUUACCCGUCCAGCGAUUCCAUCAACAACAACCAAAUCGUUGUGAUGGUACCCAUCGAAAUCACUCAAUUCCUCUAUAUCAAGCUUUGCAUGCUCUCCAAGCCGAGCCCUACGACGGUUUGCUCUGCCGUCUUCCUCCUCAGCGGAUGACUCGGAAGAUGGAAUGUCAGCUGAUAAGGGACUUUUCACGGAAUUGUCACGGAAGGCCAUUAAAGGUGCCGCAACAUGAUGUCGUAAAGUUGAACGCCUUCCAGCGGAAAGAUUAGACGACAGAAACUUCGUGAUAGGCGACUGACGGAAUGGGCUUUUGAUAAAAAUAGGGUCUUUCCUUCGCCGUUUAUGGAUAGGAGUAUGAUCAGUGGGGCUAUUCCUUCGCUUCGGUUUCGGUGCAGUACCGUUGAUGUUGAACAGUCCCCCAUUUGAUUCAUUCGGAACCAUGAAUGAACCCAACCCUAACCCGCCAACAGCACGCUUCGUCUCAGUGGUGACGACCGAGGCGUCUUUCACGGUUCGAGGUCUGUUGUUCCUGAAAAAGGGAAUAGAGCAAUCAAUCAUUCAAAAGAAAAGGCAACAAGUACUUAGGGUGCUCCAUAGCAGUGAAUAUCUUUUGCUGUGUAAGAAUGAAUACUGA